Molecule: messenger RNA, 672 nt
Organism: Colletotrichum lupini
Lineage: Eukaryota; Fungi; Ascomycota; Sordariomycetes; Glomerellales; Glomerellaceae
Exons: 8
Coding region: 1-672 (223 amino acids)
Source: RefSeq, a predicted model, not a curated record
AUGGUUCUCCAUGUUUUUGCUGCACGUCAUCCCAUUUUCGCCGAUGGCCUGGUUCUGGUCUGGGGUUCUAGGGGUUUGGUUCAACUACCUGGACUGAAGAAGGGGUUCGGUGCUGAUCUAGACAUGGAGUUCACUUCAGCUGGUUUGCAUCAAACGAUGAAGAUGACUUUUAAUCAGCCGUCUUCUGUGUUCUUAGACCCUGCAUGUCCACUCUCUCCCUUUCGGGGCGGAUUUAAUCUUGAAAUUCCAGAGCUGGUGGAUGGUUUCCCACCCGCCACCAUUCCUUCCACCAUCCUGAACCCUUUAGCUCAAGUUACACAAGAAGGGGAGAAGAAGACGAUGAUGGAAGAAGACGAGACGAGGCUGGAGCUUGGAGGAAACAUUUGUAUACACAGAGGUACAACAAUUGGAGAAAGCGCAGCGCGAUACGAAAAGCAAGCCACCUUGGCCCAUUUGGUCACCGACUUGAUCGCUGCGGAUGUCUCGGUCGUCCGCGUCGAGAUAACCCGCCCCAUUUUCGCUUCUUUUCUUAUCUCUGUACUCUGUACUGGCCGGCUGGUAUCUAGGUGCUUGCGCAACAGACAACCUACUGUGUACGCAGGCAUGGCACGUGUGACGAAACGUUCCCUCACCCUUUUGAUUCAUGGUUCUGGAGAGGAUGGAUACAUGUGA